GGGACCCCCCUACCUAAAUCUCCUUUCCUCAGUCAUUUUUGAAGAUUGAGAGGCUCUGGGGGUGGAGAGGCAGGGCUAUGCUUUAGUUUUUGUAUCCUAAACAAGACCUCAUCUUUCCUUAAAAUUAAAUACAGUUUAAAAGGCCAUCUCAAGGGUUUGUUGCAGCAACAACCAGCUUCUCUACAGGGUGGAAAAUCCAGCGGUCUGAAGGCGAGCCAACAAGCCUGGCUGCAAUUCCUCCAAGUAGGCACCAGGUGUCGCUGUGGGCUCGUUGUCCCGGCUACCCCCCAAUUCCAAGAACCAUUUUUUUUUUUCUCCCCCUUCUCUCUCUCUUUCUCUCUCACUCCCUCUCCCCCUUGGUUGGGCUUUGCCAACAUAUCAAGAUGCGUUUCGCCGGCUUCCAUCACUAACCUCCCGGAGGUCAUCAAGCCAAAUUUAUGAGUGGCCGCUCGAGUCACGUGACUCUAUUUAAGGCUCCCUUAUUUGGGAAGAGCGCAUAGGAUAAAGAAAGAGAUAUCUCCACCUAUAAAUUGUGCACUUUGGAGAACAAAAAACCCCUCAACUUCAAAGAGUCACAAAUCACCCUUAAUCAAAAAGGGUGCAGAAAUUUUUUUUGGGCCCUCCCCGCCAUGAGCUCCUACGUAGCCAAUUCAUUCUUUAAGCAGAGCCCCAAUAUCCCUGCCUAUAACAUGCAAACUUGUGGGAACUAUGGAUCGGCCUCAGAGGUGCAGGCAUCCAGGUACUGCUACGGUGGAUUGGACUUAAGCAUCACUUUCCCACCGCCUGCGCCUUCCAACUCUCUCCACGGGGUAGACAUGGCUGCCAACCCCCGGGCUCACCCCGACCGCCCCGCCUGCAGCGCCGCGGCCGCUCCGGGACACGCUCUGGGCAGAGAUGAAGCGGCUCCUCUGAACCCCGGGAUGUACAGUCAGAAGGCGGCUCGCCCAGCGCUGGAGGAGCGAGCUAAGAGCGGUGGGGAGAUCAAAGAGGAACAGGCGCAGACAGGGCAGCCCGCCGGACUGAGCCAGCCACCGGCCCCGCCACAGAUUUACCCGUGGAUGACCAAACUGCACAUGAGCCACGAGACGGACGGCAAGCGGUCCCGAACCAGUUACACGCGCUACCAGACUCUGGAACUGGAAAAAGAAUUCCACUUUAACCGUUACCUCACUCGCCGCAGGCGCAUAGAGAUCGCCAACAACUUGUGUCUCAACGAGAGACAGAUCAAGAUCUGGUUCCAGAACCGCAGGAUGAAGUGGAAGAAAGAUUCCAAAAUGAAAAGCAAAGAGGCUCUUUAGACGCAGCGGGGAGGCCCGCAGAUAGCGCCCCGAGCCCGCUCGGGUCCCCGCGCCUUUCCUUUUCCGUUUUCCUCUCUCUAUAUUUUGGGGCAAGGGCGGGGGCUGCGGCACCGGCUCCGGGGCCUCACAGACAAAAGCGCUUUCCCUUGGCAUUCCGCAUCCCCACCGACCCCAGGUUCCCGCGGGGCUGUCCGCGCUGCCCGGACUCCCCUCAGUUCUGCUCAGCACGGGGGGCCAGGGCAAGCUCCGCGGGGGCUCCCCAGAGGGCUUCGGGAGACGGGCUGGUGCUGAACGACCCCGGGCCUGGGCCGCCUCUCAGGCUUCCAACCCCAGCGCGGCCCGCCGGAAUUAAGGUGGGCCCUGCGGGCGCUCCAGGCCCGGAGCCCCGACCCUCCGGCCUCCUCCGUCCUUUGUUCCCGGCUUAGGCUGGCCAGGCGGCUGAGGGCUGGCGAGAGCGGUUGUGCUUGGCGGAGUCCGGCGCCAGACUCGGGGUGCUCCGCUGUAGCGACUAAACUCCAUGUUCGGUUUUUAAAUGAUUUGCAUAUGAAAGGGGGAGAUGACUGAAGGGUCCGCCUAGGGCCCCCUCGGUUGUCCUAGGCUCUCCAGACCUUCUCACCCAUCCCUAAGCCCAGUACCCUCUCCAGCCUGUGCCCUCUGCAUGCUGCCUCAGGCCCCUCCGCCUCAGACCACUAGAUAGCCCAACUAUGGGGGUUCCCUGUCACUGGACCCCAGCAGGCAGUUCGAGAGGUUCCUGGCUGCCCACUAGUCCCUGCCACGACUCUCUGUGCCCUCCUGCCCCAUCGCUGUUGUCCAACUAUUUAUUGACUCCAGGUCUUUCCUGAAACUAUAUUUUGUCAUAUCAAAUAAAGACAAAGAGAGAACAGGACUAAAGAUGCAGGGGUACCUCUCUCUUUGGGGCAUGCAUUGGGUAAAACUGUCUAAAUGGGCUGUGGGGUAUAGGGGAGACCCACAGCCUCUCAGCCCUCUUUUUAAAAAGAAUUUUUAGGAGCUUCUAGAGGUAUUGAGAAGAGGGAGGAGAAAUUGAGCUCCUUUCCAGAUCCCUGGUUCUCAGAAGGGCCUUUGGGGAAAGGGGAGAGCACGUAGGCAAGUCUGUACUGGCUUUCCCCAUGCUGUGGCUCUCCAAGGCUUUCAGGCCUCUGCAUCCCACUCCCACCUUGGCUAGGUGGGUCUGAGGCCUCUAGACUGGCAAGCAGCCCCCACUGCAUGCCAGAGCUAAUCUGCAGGGCCUGGGGGCUCCAUGGUGCUCAGACUCAGACCGGGCCUCUGAAGAUCUCUCCCAGGACUAGGUGUUCCCUGAGGGGGCCUCGUUGGACAGAGAGGGAGGGCCGAGCCCUCAGCCUAGGGGCCCAUUUGGUCCCAAGAAGGCUCCUCAGAUAGAGCUGGUACUGCUUGGUGAAGGGGUCUGGGGGGGAUUGGAGGAAGUGUGUCUCAGCUUUUUAAGAUACUGGGGGAGACGGGAGCAAGGAGGGCAGCCUACGGUGUACCUGCCUGGCAGGAAAUGUGCAGACUGUUUCCCCCACUUCUAGGGCCUGAGGCUAUGCAGGAUGAUUAGCUGGGAGAGGAGCUGCAUAGACUGGUGCCUGAGUCCUUCUGUUUGCCAUCAUUUGUCUCAGUCUCUGGGAUUUUGUGUGGAGGGGGAGGGCGGGCUAAAGGGAAGGGGAAAAGGCAGAUAAUUCAGGUGGUGCCGAGGCUGGCUGAGGCCCACACUCUGCUCUGCUCCAGGUUCCUGGGAUGGGAUGGGGGAGGAAGUACUUUAUAGGAGAAACAAAUGUGGGAAGGGUCCAUAAAACUUUACUGCAUUUCCUCUCCCGCCUCCCACAACGGGGGUGACUUCCUGGAGCCAAGCCUAGGCCCCCCACACUGGGGGAGGGAGCGGUUCAGGAGCUGGGCUGGAAGGCUGCUCUUACAGCCAAGAGGGAAAGGGAGCAGAGAGACUCUGGGGAGGGGCAAGGGGAAUGUUUAUGAUUAUUAAUGCUGAUGCUCCUUGGAUUUAUUAGAAGGACUGACUUCUCUGCAUCCCACUGCCUAAGCUAUCCGUCAUUUUUUUUUAAACGCCGGAGUCUUUCCUCACCCUGUGCCCGGCACGUAGGAGGUCUCAACAAAUGUUUAUUGAUCUGCGCCCAUUGCUACAGGCUUCCCUUCGCACUGCACUCAGGCCAGGUUAGGGCGCCAGUUGCGUCUCUCCCUGACUAGCACACAGCAGUCGGCCCGGCCCAGCACCAACUCGGCUCCCCUCUCAAUCCCUCACGCUCUCUCCCUCUCUCUCUCAAAUAAAAUGUGUAAUUUUCUUCAGGGAGUUAUUUUAAUUUUUUCUCCAUGCUGAGUAAAACUAUUGGGCGGGCGGUGAAGCGUGGAGAAGCACUGGCGUCUCCAAUGGGUAACAGUUAACUAAGAAAGGGGCCGUGGCGCCCGCCAUCACGCACUCCAGCAUCCCUGGCGGCCGAUUCCCUGAGCUUCCUCCCCAGGGGACACACCGCCCCAGGGGUAGAACCGAGGGCUGGGCCAGGGCCAGGGUCAAAGCUGCUCAGACCCGCCUUGCAGGGCACAGCAGCCCCACCUUGCACGGAAUGCCUCCUUCCCGCAGUGUUAAGGCCUCUUUCCCUGGAGGAGCUGGAGGAUUGACUCAAGUUGGCCAGACUUGGGGAGACGCAGCCAGCGCCCGCCUGCCCCCCGCCCCUCCUGUCCGUGUGCGGGCCUGCCCCAGGCCCCAGCCUUUGCUUCAGCCGAAGCAGCGGCCACAACCUGGCCAGAGCCCUCGGCCGCACUCCCCUACGCUGGGACUAGGUUCGGCCCAGACCCUUGCUUUCUCCCUGAGCAGAGCCUUCUGCUUUGAAGCCUGGCAUGGUUCUCCCACCAGCCAGCCUCCUGGACCGACCUCCAAGCACCAGGAUUUGGCAUCGCUCUGGGAAAGUUAGUGGAGGGGCUUCUGGGUCCCAAGCAGGGACCAUGGAGCCUUCCUCCCCACUUUGCCCUGAAGCCCACCCCCUCUGGCAGCCAGCAAAAUAAAGGGGAAGAAGCGUGACUUACCUUCCCGGGGGAGUGGGAAGAGGGGGACACGACCCAUUCUGAGCAAUUAGAGGAGAGAGGAGGAAAAAAAAAUAGGAGGAAAAAAUAUCAACACGACC
Molecule: messenger RNA, 4444 nt
Organism: Ailuropoda melanoleuca (giant panda)
Lineage: Eukaryota; Metazoa; Chordata; Mammalia; Carnivora; Ursidae
Gene: HOXC5
Product: homeobox C5
Exons: 2
Coding region: 630-1298 (222 amino acids)
Biological process (GO): anterior/posterior pattern specification; embryonic skeletal system morphogenesis; positive regulation of transcription by RNA polymerase II
Cellular component (GO): nucleoplasm; nucleus
Molecular function (GO): DNA-binding transcription factor activity, RNA polymerase II-specific; RNA polymerase II cis-regulatory region sequence-specific DNA binding
Source: RefSeq, a predicted model, not a curated record